UUCGGUAUUCGACGAAAAGUUAGCAAAGGAAUAAAUUAAAAUAAGACAUAAAAAUCCUGGAGAGUAGAACAAUAAACUCGAAAAUUAGCUUAUUUACACCUAAAAUGGUUACGACAACAGAAAAGGAUAACGAUGUCGAGGAAGUUUCUCAAAACAAUGAGAAUACUAUUGACAUUACCGUCAGUGAUGAAGAUGAUGAAAUUUGCGAGGUGGAACAUUUAAGAAAACUCUUUGUUGGCGGUCUAUCAGGAGAGACUACCGAAGCAAGCUUGCGUAAAUUCUAUAGUAAAUAUGGCAAAGUUGUAGACUCGGUAGUGAUGAGGGACAAUGUGACAAAACGUUCUAGAGGUUUUGGAUUUGUAACAUUUAGUAAGAUCGCUAUGGUUGACAAGGCCCAAGCCAGUCGACCACAUAUAAUCGACGGCAAAAAAGUUGAAUCUAAACGUGCUCUACCUCGGCCUGAACCUGCUGCCCCGGAUAACACAAAGGGUCUGACCGUAAAGAAACUUUUUGUUGCUGGUCUUAAAGAUGAACACGAUGAGGAUUGUCUUAAGGAAUACUUCUCGGAGUUUGGAAAUGUGGUUUCGGUGGAGAUUUUAGUAGACAAAACCAAUGGCAAGCGUCGAGGCUUAGCGUUCGUAGAAUUUGAUGAUUAUGAUGCCGUAGAUAAGGUUGUAUUGCAAAAAUCCCAUGUGGUUAAAAAUGUUUUGUUGGAUGUUAGAAAAUCAAUUUACAAAAGAGAGGAGCCGAAAAAACCCAACGACAAAGAUGCUGCACCACAAAAAAGCAAAGAGCAGUCAAAUAAAAUUGAUUCACGUAUUAAAAAUGGGCCUUUCCCAAAUAAUAAUAAUAUGCCACCUGGGCCAUAUCCAGGAGGAUAUCCACCACACAUGAACCGUCAGCAUCCAACGCCACCCCAACAAAUGCCUCCCUAUCAACAGGUUCCUCCACCAGCUUAUAAACAAUGGGGUCCACCACCACCUCAGCAGUAUCCCCAGGGACCGCCUCCUUCAAGUUAUGGAGGUUACCAACAACAACCGCCAAUGCCACCGCCAAAUCAAAAUGUUGGUCCUCCUCCAAAUUGGAAUAAUUACCCCCCUCCAAUGGCAAACAACUGGAAUGGACCACCACCUCAAGGGCCUGGUCCUUUAGCAUCACGACCACCGGCCUGGCAAAACAAUCAAUGGGCUGGAGCAGCACCACCGCCUCCAGUGGCUCCUUGCCCACCGGUUCCUUCAGCAAAUCAAUGGCAAAAUAAUCAAUGGGGAGCCACAGCACCGCCUGCAGUACCCGCCGCAGUUGGACCAUCUGCAAAUCAGCCUCCUCCUAAUUGGCAACAACCCCCUACACCCCAAAAUAAUGGCCCUCCACCUCCAGCUGUACCGCAUCCACAAACACCAGUCAUGUAUCCACCACCCGCUGCAAAUCCGGCAGCUCCGCCCGUACCCAAUAACUUUGGCAAUGGUUAUCAGCAGAAUUAUGGUGGGGGACCAACAAAACAUCCAAAUAUGUAUUCGAAUCGUAUGAAUCCAUAUGGAGGUCCAAAUCAAUACAGUAAGUUCGCUAAAUGUGGCAUUGAAAUGAUUCCAAAGAAGAAAGUAAUAAGUAAGAAAUUCCAUGUUACUAAAAAGUGUAUCUAUUAUCGGUGGCUAAAAAGUCUAAAAAUGAUCUUAUGA
This is a messenger RNA of Stomoxys calcitrans (stable fly), 1676 nucleotides long. RefSeq names its product ribonucleoprotein RB97D (gene Rb97D). The record is from RefSeq and is a predicted model, not a curated record. Gene Ontology annotation, molecular function: RNA binding. The transcript has 4 exons. NCBI's taxonomy places the organism in Eukaryota, Metazoa, Arthropoda, Insecta, Diptera, Muscidae. The coding region runs from base 105 to 1676 and encodes 523 amino acids.